Danio aesculapii is the source of this 1449-nucleotide messenger RNA. RefSeq names its product phosducin-like 3 (gene pdcl3). The record is from RefSeq and is a predicted model, not a curated record. Lineage: Eukaryota; Metazoa; Chordata; Actinopteri; Cypriniformes; Danionidae. Bases 102 to 821 code for a protein of 239 amino acids. The transcript has 6 exons. Gene Ontology annotation, cellular component: cytoplasm. Gene Ontology annotation, biological process: protein folding; angiogenesis; positive regulation of gene expression.
UGUUCGGGACGCAGCGCGUGUCCAGUCGGAAGAGAUAGAGCGCCGCUGCUGGUGUUUCCGGUGGAGUGAUUCACACACACAGAGAACUAACAUCAGCAGGCAUGCAGGACCCAAACGCAGACACCGAGUGGAACGAUAUCCUGAGGAAGAAGGGGAUUCUGCCUCCGAAAGAAACACCGGUGGAGGAAGAAGAGGAUGAGCAGCUUCAUCUUCAGUCUCAGUCUGUGGUGAAGACAUAUGAGGACAUGACCCUGGAGGAGCUGGAGGAGAAUGAAGAUGAGUUCAGUGAAGAAGACGAGCACGCUAUGGAGAUGUACAGACAGAAGAGGCUGGCGGAGUGGAAAGCCAACCAGAUGAAGAAUGUUUUCGGGGAGCUGAAGGAGAUCUCGGGGCAGGAUUAUGUGCAGGAGGUCAAUAAAGCUGGAGAGGGAAUCUGGGUGGUGCUGCACCUCUACAAACAAGGGAUCCCGCUGUGUUCGCUCAUCAAUCAGCAUCUGGCUCAACUGGCCCACAAGUUUCCUCAGAGUAAGUUCCUGAAGUCCAUCUCCAGCACCUGCAUCCCCAACUACCCCGACCGCAACCUGCCCACGCUGUUCGUGUACCGCGACGGAGAGAUGAAGGCGCAGUUCAUCGGCCCGCUGGUGUUCGGAGGGAUGAACCUCACCUGCGACGAGCUGGAGUGGCGUCUGUCAGAGUCUGGAGCAGUGAAGACGGAUCUGGAGGAAAACCCCAAAAAACAGAUCCAGGAUCAGCUGAUGACGUCCAUCCGCUGCUCAGCACAUACACACAGAGACGGAGAGGAAGACUCUGAUGAAGACUGAUGCUGGACACACACACACACACACACCAAGACAGAGAGGAAGACUAAUGUAGGCGAGACACACAAGUCCCCAUGAGUCUGUGUGCAUUUGGGUUCAAGUUUCCACUAGGAUAUAAAAACAAAUACACACACUCUAUGUCUGUCUCACACACACACACACACUAACACAAUCUCACACACAGGUCUUUUUUUCCGAGUUGUGGGGACAUUCCGUAGGUUUUCCUUGUUUUUCUACUGUGCACGCUGUAUAUUCUCUCAUCUACACCCAACUUAACCAUUACAGGAAACUGUUCAGGUCUACUUUCUAAAACCUCAUUGUGUGAUUUAGAAGUACUUUGAGAAAUGCGCACAUCAGCAACGUCCUCACAAUUCACUUUCUCCAGUAAUGCCCAUGACAUUAUACACAUGUGUCCUGUCCCUUGUGUUUAUAUCACACACACACACAUCUGUGCCAUCCAGAAGAGCAGGACCAGGUCUGAAACCCACUUUUAAAGCAGCCAUCACUCAACAGACUGUUCAGCAGAAGCGCUGCGUUUGGGCUGGUUUUAUUUUAUAUGAGAUUUGUAAUAAUGCAGCCUGUUUCAGUUCAGCGCUUGUCUCCGUUUAUGAUAUAAAAGUGAUUUAUUUGA